Messenger RNA from Owenia fusiformis, 817 nucleotides. NCBI's taxonomy places the organism in Eukaryota, Metazoa, Annelida, Polychaeta, Sabellida, Oweniidae. The record is from the annotation of a GenBank genome assembly.
AACAAAUCUUCCCUGAUUUGCAUAUCUAGGUCAAGCACAAGCCUCAGUAUAAAACAUUAACUUUUGUAUUAAACUCAAAAAUACAUAGGAGUAUUACGGGAAACUGAUUUUCAAGCUGCAUUUGCAAUGAAUCACAUAUGUUUUUCUUAAUUAUAUUUGAAUAUAAAAAUUAAAAAGAUACGAGAAUGCGGUUGUAAUUCAAGUUGCUCGCUUUGCUCAAGUAGAGCUAGCAAACUAUUGCAACAGUUGCGCACACGGUAAGAAAAGUAAAAAUUGUGUUUUCAUUUUUCUCUGGCUUGUCUUUUGGGGAUACAUAGCCUUAUCACAAGGAGGAUACUUUUACGAAAUGGUCCCAUUGGCCAGAGGAACUCGUAUCAUCAGCAGCUGACACACACAAUGGCAACUUAUAACAUGGCAUCUAAUGAUCCUCCUGGGAAUAACUCACCCUCCUUACCGAGAGGACUUAUUGGCAGAAGGGGAGCUCCUGCAGCCAAAGGAGGAAGGCUACCCUCCAUGCGGACCCCAAGAGAUCUAACUCUAGGAGGCUACCAAAAGAAGACAUUUACUCCAAAUAUCCCUGCAAGGAGAGCGAAACCAGCAGAAGGAGCUGCUGGUGAGUCUAGUAAUAAUGCUACCAAUACCCAGAAGACACCUAGGGGACGUGGGCCAAGGGGCAGAGGUGAAAGAGGGCGUGGUAGAGGAAGACGAGAGCCUGAUGUUAUCCAAUCACAUUCCAUCUUUGAGCAAGGUCCAUCGGAGAAACUUAAUAUAAACAAAUCAUCGGCAUCUUAUAGCUAUGGGGGAGGAGGUGAUGGCG